Jatropha curcas is the source of this 498-nucleotide messenger RNA. RefSeq names its product protein RADIALIS-like 1. Gene Ontology annotation, molecular function: DNA-binding transcription factor activity. Lineage: Eukaryota; Viridiplantae; Streptophyta; Magnoliopsida; Malpighiales; Euphorbiaceae. The record is from RefSeq and is a predicted model, not a curated record.
ACAUUUUGUCCUACAUUUCUUGUUCUUCUUGUGGUUCCAAAGAAGACUCGUCAUACAAUUAAAAUUUGCCACCUUUAGGUAUCCAUAGAUUCUCCAACUGUAUCCAAUUAUCUCUCCCCUGCCACUGCCCCUCUUCUUCUCCACUAUUUAUAAGCACACCCAUUGUAAGCACAAACCAAGCCCUUCAACCAACAAAACCUCCAUCUUUUAAGCUUGUUAGAUAUGUCUUCAAGCUAUCAAGCUUCAAGAAACUCGAGCUCCUCUUGGACACCAAGAGAAAACAAAAUGUUUGAAAAGGCUUUAGCUUUGUAUGAUAAGGAAACACCUGAGCGGUGGCAAAAUAUAGCCAAAGCUGUUGGCGGCAAAUCGCCUGAAGAAGUUAAAAGACACUAUGAACGCCUUAUCGAAGAUGUUAAGCAUAUUGAGUCUGGUCAUGUUGCUUUUCCUAAUUAUAAGUCCGGUGGAAGCCGCACCAAUUACUGAUAAUUAAAAAGAAAG